CUGUUUGAUCAAUGUGUUUAGUGUUGUACGCAUGGUAUAAAAAGGUGCUGGUUUGUUUUGAAAAUGUACCAUAACUUAAAUAUUGUUUGAUAACACAAUAAUCGUUAAAAUAAUAGUCGGUAAUAUAUAAUGAGCCGAAAAUUAACCAUAUUGUUCGCACCGGUGGAAGGCGUGGGUCACGUGAAUGCGUGCAUAGGUUUGGCUGAAGCGCUGCAAAGUCGCGGUCACGACAUCGUGUUUGUCGUCGACCAGACAUUUAAGGGAAAGCUAUCGCCGUUUGGUUUCACGGAAGAGCUCUUCGAGUCGGGAGAGACGGACCAAAUGCCCGGCGAAAAGUUUGCCCGAUAUAUGCUUGGGUCGGGUCUACUGUCGGACGCGUCGCCCCUCCAGAAGAUGAAGAUAAUGCAAAACAUGUCAUCUCUGGGCAAAAUGAUUGCCACUAAGCGCUCAAAUGAGCCCAAACUGAAGGCAGUUAUCGAUAAAUAUAGACCCGAUUUGUAUGUAUUGGACGACAUCAUGGGUUCGCCGACACUAAUCCACUCGAGUAAGCCGUGGGUCGCCGUCUGUUCAAUGCAACCCUUGUAUGUGUUUUGGGAUGAGAGGACUCCUCCGCCCGGAUCUGGCUUUCCUUCAAAAGGAGACAGAAGUGAAUGGAAAGAGUUUCGCAAAGAGUCCUCAAAAUCGCUAUUAAAUGCCAAAAAUGAUUACAACGAAUGGAUGAGAGAAGAAGGCUUUCCGACCAUUGAGAUUAAAAAUGCCGUUCCUUUGAAGUCACCCUUUCUUAAUAUCUAUGGAUAUCCCGAAGAAUUGGAUUACACAGACAUCCGACCCAUACCUGAGAAGUGGUUAAGAGUCGACACAUUUAUGAGAAGAGGAGAGAAACAAGAGUUUAAAAUUCCCGAU
Messenger RNA from Medioppia subpectinata, 903 nucleotides. NCBI's taxonomy places the organism in Eukaryota, Metazoa, Arthropoda, Arachnida, Sarcoptiformes, Oppiidae. The record is from the annotation of a GenBank genome assembly.